Molecule: messenger RNA, 2349 nt
Organism: Truncatella angustata
Lineage: Eukaryota; Fungi; Ascomycota; Sordariomycetes; Amphisphaeriales; Sporocadaceae
Exons: 3
Coding region: 1-2349 (782 amino acids)
Biological process (GO): eisosome assembly
Source: RefSeq, a predicted model, not a curated record
AUGUCGACAGGGAAAGUACUCCAAUCCAGCGCCCAUCCGCAGCCUUCUGGGUCUGCCAAUGGGGCGCAGAUACAGAAUCCCCAUGACGACACAUCAAACUCGCCUGCAGUACACUCGGGUCGACUCAUAUAUGCGAAACCUCAAGACCUCCCCAGCUUUCCAUCCGUGGGAUUAGGACCGAACGGAUCAGCUGCCAGCGCAGCUGCAACACUAGGUUGGAGUAUGAAGAACUCACCAGAAAUCUGGAAGCCCGACAGCUCGUCCUCGGCUUCAAAAGCUGCCCUGUUGGCACACGGUCACAAGGCCCCUGAUGUUUGGACGCCUUCACUCAGUAGUCAUGGCGCCCAGGCCGCCCUCCUUGCACACAAGUCCGCUAAGACCAGCGAGAGCUGGAAGCCAACAGCUACGGACCAUGGGCACUCAGCAGCAACCCAAGCUUUCAAGGCUGGCCAAGUUGCAAAUCUCUCGACCCAGGAUGGAGCCAAUUUAUUGAACCGCCAGAGAUCGCUUAUGGCGGCAAAAGGUGCCAUGGCCGUAAGGCCGAGAUCGAACACUGCACCGUCUGCAAAAGACCCGACAUAUCCGGACGAAGCGAACGCUGCUGCUAAUGCUCUCAAAGCUGCGACGGCAGUACAUAAGGCGCCGCGGCAAUUGAACCCAGCGCAUCCCAAAGGUGGUGCGGUCCCCUUUACAACGAUGAAUAGACAGAUGUUCACGUCACACCCACCUGUCAAGCUCGAGGUAGAAGAGCAGACCAGGGAGGAACAGCUACGGGCAGAGGCUGUCGCCAUGGCAAAGAAGAUGUUCACUACUCAACAGAAGAUGAUCGACCAGACGAAAAAGUCGCAAACUGCUAGAUCAGGUUCAGUGAGACACACCAGGAGCACCGAUAGUUUGAGUAGCGACGAGGAUGAGGUACACCCUAUGCAAUUCAGCACGUUGCAAGACGCUGCUUACAAACUUGCGCAACAACGUCUUGCAAAGCUUCAUGAAGACAACCUACAGAACAGGGAGUACCAGGAGUACUACGGGCAAUCCAAGCCUCAGCGCAGAUCUACCCUUAGGGGCAAACUUACUAGGAGAAGAUCGUCCAGUGACGGUGAUUUGAUUGAAGACCAGAAGAGGUCUCAACAGAUUAGAACGCAGAUGUCUAUCUUCAACUCCAAGCUUUCUCAAGUUGAUGUGCAGAAAAGACAGCAAGAUCGAGAUGCCCUGAUGGCUGCGGCACAAAGGAACGUCCAAGCACGUCUCAAGGGUAUGGAUGAUGAGGUUUCAGCAAAGACGGGCAUGGCCCCUAUAUCAUCCUCCUCUAAUUGGGAAGCAAAGGCACAUGCAGCAGCCCAGUCGCGCAGCGAAAACCGAAUGACUCACCAUGGCAAGAUUGAUAUCGGUGCUGGCAAAUACAUGACUCAAGAGGAGAUUGACGCUAUUGCGGCACAAAAGGUUCAGCCGACCUUGGAUGAGAUUAAUGAUAAGGCCGAGAAGGAACGCGCAAGGCAAACUGAGCUGAAACUCGAAGCCGAGCGUAAGAAGGAGGCACAUGAGAGAGAGAAGGCUCGCGAAAGAGAAAUCGCCGCUAUUGAUAAGAAACUGAAAGAUCAACAAAAGCAGGAGGAGAAAGACAGGAAGGCCGAAGAGAAAAUCGCCAAGGGAGAGAAGCACAAGUCUUUGACUAAGGGAUUGUCACUACAUCGCCACAGACACGAACAGCCACGGGGUGAGGCAAUCGAAGAUUCUACUGCACCAGUACCGGAGCCCAUCUAUGAUGAGGAUGAGCGUGUUGCGCUAAAUGACGUCGGACAACCUGUGAGAGUUCCAGCCCCGGUUGUGCCGGUUACAACCGAGAACAAUUCAAAGGCUACGCGGGUCGAGAUCCCGCAACCAGAGCAGGUGCCCAGGUCGCAAGGCUCUUCGCCUACUGAUAAAGUAUCACCGACCGGCAAGGUUAAGACCUGGUUCAAGUCUCAUUUCUCACGUGGCUCCAAGUCAGAUGAUGAAAAGCCCCAGGAUAGCAGCCAAAAGGGCUUCGUUGGUGGACAUGCCUUGACUGGCAUCGAAAGCAACAACGCCAGCACAACUAGCCUGGAUGGUCGCAGUGCGAGUAUGCGUGCCAUCGCCAUGGCUGGCCGACGCCGAACCGAUCUGGCGGACGACACUUCUGCCCCUACUACCCCAAUUGGCAACGCUGCGGAUGUCUCUCCCAUGAGCAGCGACAGUGACGACGAGUUCUUUGAUGAGGCUCGUGAUGAACUUGGUACUGAGCUCAGCCCACCGCGUCACAUAUCAGAUCCCGCGGUGAAGAAGAGCCACAGCCCAGUUAGGGACUCGAGGUUCCACGAAAACAUUUAA